GGACGACGCGUGUCGAAUGUGAUUGGUGGAGGCGGAGCGGGGGUCGCGGAUGAGAGAGAGAGGGCGCACCCACACGGAGCGGGCUGGCGUUUUUAAAAACACGAAAUUAAAUAAAAAGGAUAGCGGAACAGGUCCCACCUUGCCAGGGUGUUGAGGAAGAUGUCAGCCGUGGGCGAGGCCUCGUGGCACAGCCUGACCACGGGGCAGAAGGUGGCUCUGGCCCUGGGGGUCCCUGCCAGCGCCACCAUCGGAUACAUACUGUACCACCGAUACAAGGGCAGCACAGGAGAGAAGCGCGUCGGAGACUUUGGGGAAGACUCCACGGGAUCCAGGGUUACAAUCCCGGCGGACGCGCUCCGGUCCAUCGCCCGACGGAAAGGGUCUUUCCUGAAGCAGCUGCAGCAGCAGAGCGGGGCUCGGGUUGAGAUCGAGGAGGAGGAGGAGGAGGACCGGACCUCCAGGACCUUCCUCCUCCUGGGCUCCCUGGAGCAGGUGAGCCGAGCUCGGGUCUCCAUCGCCAGGCUGGUGUCCGAAAACCAGCAGGUCACCGUGAAGAUGGAGGUGCCCAAGGCUGCAGUGGGACGCAUCAUAGGUCGAAGGGGAGAGUCCAUCAAAACACUCUGUCUGAACUCUGGGGCCCGCGUAAACUGCUCUGGAGAGAAGAGGAGCCACAGCCUGGGAGAGAAGGGGUUGAUAACCAUCACGGGGACCAGGAAAGAGGUGGAGACUGCCAAGGAGCUGAUCAUGGAGAAAGUUAUCGAAGAGGAAGUCUUCCGGAAGAAGAUUUUCCAGUCAACAGCCAAGAGGCAGCAGAGGAAGCAGCCGUCUCUGGGGCAGGGGGAGGGGCAGAGACAGGGGCAGAGGGAGGGGGAGAGGGAGGGAGACGCGGGGGCUGUGCUGGGGAACGGGACCCCCUCCUCAGCCAGGACACCCGAGUCCGUGCAGGAAGACCAGAGAACCACGGAACAGGAUGGUCAGAACCAGACAGACCAGCUAGAGUCACCCCAGGACAUCGCCAAAUUCGAAAUUCCCAGUCCGGAUCUCAGUUUCUCUCCGGAUGAGCACCUGGAAGUGUACGUCUCUGCGAGUGAGAGUCCCGGACACUUCUGGAUUCAGAUCCUGGGGGUGCGUUCCUUGCACCUGGACCAGCUGACUGGAGAGAUGAGCCACUUCUACUCCAGCUCGGGCCAGACGGAGGAGGUACUGAACGUCGUGGCAGGCGAUAUCGUAUCCGCCCCUUACAGGCAGGAGGGGUCCUGGCACAGAGCGAGGGUCCUGGGGUUCCUGGACAACGGGAAUGUCGACGUCUACUACGUGGAUUUCGGGGAUAAUGGGGAGAUCCCUCCCGGCAGGAUCCGCUCCCUCAGGAGUGACUUUUUAAGCUUGCCGUUCCAAGCCAUCGAAUGCAGCCUGGCUGGAAUCUGCCCAGCCGCCGAUGCCUGGACCGAGGAAGCUCUCGAUGAGUUUGACCGGCUGACCUACUGUGCGGAGUGGAAGCCCCUCCUGGCCAAACUGUGCAGCUACUUCCAGACCGGCAUGACCACGUGGCCCAACGUCCGGCUGUACGACCACAGCAACGGGAAGAACCUGGACAUCGGCGAAGAACUGAUCCGAUUGGGCCAUGCCGUCCGGAACCAGAAGAAAGGUGCCGGAGAUGGGACCGGCCCAACGGAGAAGGGUGACUCCAACCCAGUGUCACUGCAGAAGAUGCUGGAUGAUGUCACAGGAGCAACCUCGGAGCUGAGUUUGUCCUGCCUCAGCCUGGCCUCAGGCGUUCCGGAGCGAGGCUGGGUGUCGGAACGGUUGGGGCUGGAGCGUGGAGGGGACCCCGCGGAGGUGAUGCGCUGCGACGUGGAGCGUCCGGUCUCCCCCCUCCUCCUCCGCCCCCCCUCCUCCCCCUGCAGCCUGGACUCUGCGGGCUGCUUCUCUGUCUCCGCCGGCGAGCUCACAGACGUCUCGGGAGAGCUUCUGUCCCCCGACUUGAACGCAGGGAUCCAGCCAACAUCUUUCAGCUCCUCCCCCGCCGAAACUGAGCUGCGUUCGGCAAGCCUGCCGCCCUGCGAAGCAACCGUAGGCAACGCAACUUCCACGCCUACCGCUGCAGGCAAGACCCUUAAAGACAGGCAGGCAGCAGCAGCAGCAGCAGCAGCAGCAGCGAGCGACCGCGCCCCAGACAGAUCGCUACCACCACCGCCCUGCCUAGGAGAGAAACCGGACAGCGAAAUGGAGCCCCUCCUCUCCCCCGUGGAGCUUGUGACGUCCCGGCUGGGGUCGGUGACCCUCUCCGACGAAGUCUUCGCCGGUUCCAGCCGCUCGGGAUCCACCAGCUCCGCCCCGGAAACCGCAUCGGGGUCCCCCUUGAGCGGGGCCUCCUUCACGGGCGACAGCAGCCUCUACUCCCCCAGGGGUUGUUUCUAUUUCGCGUCGACCUCGGAGGAUUCCUCUUCUCUGUCGUCGUCAUCGUCUUCUUCUUUUUCCUCCUCUUCCUCUUCUUCCUCACCCAGCAGUGCUUCCGUUUCGGCAGAGAAGAGCAUGAUCCUCAUCGACUCAAGCUGUGUGAGCCCGAAGGAGCAGGAGAGCCUGGGAGAGGAGGAGCAGGAGAGCCGGGGGGAGGUGGAGGUGACCAGGGAGGCUUCGGGGGCAGUAGGAGAGGAGGAGGAGGAAGAGGCCCUGGACUUCCUAGCCAGGGCGUUGCUGGAGCGUUGCGUCUCUCAGUGGGACGAGACCUACGAUGCCUCCAGACUGGACUUCCUCUCCUCCGGGGAGAUGGAGCUCGCUAGCGGGGAAAUCCCAGGAGCUCCGGACAGGAAUUUCCUGGAGGAAAAGGAGGAGGCGAGGUUUUUCAAGGCCGUCUCUCGGAAGGAAACGCUUACAAAGAAGAAGUCGACGCUCCAUCUGCCGAGGGAGGAGGACGUCUGUGACCUCACGAAGGACGAUGGUGAGGGGGACAGGUUUGACGGCGAAGGGAAAGACCGUCGCGAUGUCCCGUUUGAGGGACAGGACGCCCGUGACCGUGCUAAGGAGGAGGAGGAUGAGAAAGAAGACCUGAUUGAUAUCGCAAAGGGGUUCAGGACCGGUGAGGUCAUAGACCUGCCAGAAGAGGGCGACGUCACACGGGGGCAGCGUGACACCUACGACCUCGCGGAUGGAAAAGGAGGCGGGUUCGACAGAGCGGGACGUUUUGGAACGGCCCUUGUUGACCCCGCUGGGAAAAAACUAGCGGAUCCCGUCAACGAAGACGAAACGUUUCAGACCCCCGGAGCCGAGAGAGAGAGGGAGGGGGCUGGUGAGGAAAACCCCAAUGAAGAACAGAGAAGCUCUGACCUCGCAAAGGAAGACGGCGACCUCGUGAGAGAGCAGGGGUUCACUUCUGACAACGCUUCGGACGAGCGAGACUCCAGCGACCGAACGCAGGAAAGAGAAGACGGCGGCCAUCGCGGAGCGAGAGAAUUGGGGACGGCCUCUGAACUGAAACCGGAAGACUCGCACCGGAUUGUUACCCCUUUCGGCAAAGAUGAGGGAAUGAGCUUGGCUAUCCAGGAUCGGCAAAGAUUUGGUAGCACCGAAACCUUCUGGAGGGGCGAUCCAGGUGUGAAGCGGCCUCAAUUUCAGGGAGCGGUGACGAUGUCCUUGAUGAUGACUCAGUGUGAGGCACAGAAACAAGGACCAUGAUGAAAAUCAGCUGCUGUCUGGAGAGGGACCAGCCAACAACAGAGAUGCUGAACUUGCUGCUAAAAGUGUAUUAAUGCUGAAGCCACAGGGGUGAGAAUCCUAUUGCACAGCAGCUGCACCCACACAGUGUGCAUAGGCAAGCUCAGGUGUGUCUGAUUAAACUCGCAGUAAAACCAGGAAUGGAUCAAACUGCUGUGCAACAGGAGUCUUAUUUUGGAAUAUACGGGUUUGUGCCAACGGACAGUAUUAUAAAAUCUUGUGUGUUGUUUUUUUUUGGUCAAACAUUAAUGGGAAUUAAUAAUUUUAUGAUUAAUCGACAGAUCAUUUACACAGCAUGAAAGGGGAGGGUGGAUUUUUUCCUCGAAGUGUUUUUUUUACUCGGAUGUUUAUUACACAGUUAUUGUUGUGAUUUUUUUUUCUCUAGUUUAGUAAAUACUUGUAAAAAAUCCUUUACAUCUGGACGGCCCAACCCUGUUUUUUUUCCUGUGCAUUUAAAAUCACUUCCAGCCUAAAGCAAAUAGUUUCAUAGUUUACAGCUCUGGCCAAAAGGUUUGCAUCACCAAGAAUUUUAGGAUUUAAAUAAUAAUUUAAAAAAAAAACUACAUGAUCAUAAUUUAGAUCUUAUUUAACAUCAAGUAAUCCCAAAAAUUAUAAAGCGCUAUUGCUACCGGAAGCCAUAAUAGCAGUACAGUAUUUCAUGUUAGAUUUUGAAAUGUCAAUUUUUCAAUUGUCAGUUUUUCAUUAUCUGGAAAGCUAUACAAAGCGGAGGUGUGCAAUUCAAUAUGUUAACAUUAUUGAGCAGGUUUCACUCGACUCUAUGAAGCAACAUUAGUUCAUUCUGUAGGGGGAUGCAAAACCUUUGACCUCAGCUGGACAGCCGGUAACGCUGCUGUGAAAUUAACCCAUCGUUUGCUCGGGCUUCUUUCAUGUAUUUUCGGGUCGGGUCAAUUGAUGUUGAACAGACUGCAGCCAAUGAAAGGGAGAGAUGUUUCUAUAUCCCUGAUUACUGAGCGGAGAUUGAAAUUCUCACGCCCAGAGGUUUUCAUGCAGGUUGGUAUAUAUAAAGGAUAUCUAUGACCUAUCUGGGGGUGUUAUAAUACAUUUGCAUUGUAUAGAAUUUAAUUUGAUCAAAUUAAUUUACAGGGUGGGGCUCAACAGACACAUUGUUAGUUUUAUGGCAGCAUUUUCUCAAGUUGUCCUCUUUAUUAUUCCAAACGUGUCUGCAUGACUCAGAUGAGCUUUGACCUCUUGCAUCUCGUGUGUUUAAAAUUACCGUAAAAAGAAAGAAAGUUGUCUCUUGUCGCGUGACUUUUGGACCCCUCCCCGCGUUGUCCUGUAUAACCCAUUCAUCGUUCUCUGAAUCGGUUCCCGAUUGCUCUUGCUUGUGUAUUUGAAAUACUGUUCCUGACAUUUAACAAAAAUAUAUAUUCUUGUGUUCAAAAAUAUAUAAUGUAUUGAAUAAAAUAUUUAUGUUCAAAUUUAAAACAUAAAACAAA
Molecule: messenger RNA, 5168 nt
Organism: Acipenser ruthenus (sterlet)
Lineage: Eukaryota; Metazoa; Chordata; Actinopteri; Acipenseriformes; Acipenseridae
Exons: 15
Coding region: 160-3672 (1170 amino acids)
Biological process (GO): spermatogenesis
Molecular function (GO): RNA binding
Source: RefSeq, a predicted model, not a curated record